CCUUACUUCCCUGUGAUGUUGUUGAAUGUUGAGCGAGACAAGCACAGGCGCUACCGCGGCUCGCGCUGAUCACUGAGAGCUCGUGCUUGGUCUCGAAACGAUACACGGCGUUUAAUCGUAGCGGAUUAAUCUCCAAACAAGGGCAGAAAGUGUGUCUCCAUCAAUAUGGAUCAUCCAGUGUGGAUGCAUCUCUCGCUUGAUUGACGAGCAAGAGGGAUGGGCCGUCUACAGGAAGAAUCUUAUUAGGUGGAGAAGACCCAACCCUCAAUCCCACAAGUCUCGAUCAUGAAACUCGACCCAUCCUGAACUCUGCCUGUACACAAACACCCAAACAUGGCCUCCGUAUACUUAUGGAAGCUGUCGUCCCAGAAGCUAGGCUUCUUCCUGGUGAGUUUCGGCUUCAUCUGGGGUAUGAUGCUGCUGCACUUCACCAUCCAGCAGAGGACGACGCACGAGAGCAGUGCCCAGCUACGCAUGCAGAUCCUCGACCUGAGCAAGCGCUACAUCAAAGCUCUGGCCGAGGAGAACCAGGGCGUGAUGGACGGACCUUACGUGGGGACCAUGACGGCAUACGACCUGAAGAAGACUCUCGCUGUGCUGCUGGACAACAUCAUGCUAAGGCUGUCCAAGCUCGAGUCCAAAGUGGACACCAUCAUCGUCAUCAACGGUUCGGCCUCCAACCUGACCAAUGGCACGGCGGCUCCUGCGCCCAGCUCUCCCAAUGCCGAGAAGGUCAACGUGGCAGACCUGCUUAGUGGAGCACAGGAAAAGUGUGAGCUGCCACCUCUUGACGGCUUCCCGCACUGUGAGGGCAAAAUGAAGUGGAUGAAGGACAUGUGGCGUUCAGAUGCCUGCUAUGCAAAUUAUGGCGUGGACGGAACCAUGUGCAGCUUCUUCAUCUACCUGAGCGAGGUGGAGAACUGGUGUCCUCGUCUGCCGUGGAGGGGCAGCAACGCUAAUGACGAUUUUGAAAAACAGGGACGGCUGGAGAUCCGGACGAGUCUGGACGAGCUGUACCGCGUGAUGUCACGGCGUGAGGAGUUCCGCUGGAUGAUGUUGAGGAUCAAGCGGAUGGAGGAGCCGUGGCUCAGCGCCGUGCACUCCCUCAGUCUCAAACAAGACCUGCGCAACCGCAAGCGAAAGAAGAUCCUUGUGCAUCUGGGCCUGCUGACGAAGGAGUCUGGCUUCAAGAUAGCUGAGAAUGCGUUCAGCGGGGGUCCACUGGGAGAACUGGUGCAGUGGAGUGACCUCAUCACCACUUUAUACCUGCUGGGCCACGACAUCCGCAUCUCAGCCUCCAUCGCAGAGCUUAAAGAGAUCAUGAGGAAGGUGAUGGGAAACAAGUCCAGCUGUCCCACGCAGGGUGAUAAAGUGGUGGAGCUCAUCUACAUCGACAUCGUGGGUCUGUCUCAAUUUAAGAAGACGCUAGGGCCCUCAUGGGUGCACUACCAGUGCAUGCUGCGAGUGUUGGACUCUUUCGGGACGGAGCCGGAGUUUAACCAUGCGCACUACGCUCAGUCUAAAGGCCACAAGACUCCGUGGGGCAAGUGGAACCUUAACCCUCAGCAAUUCAACACCAUGUUCCCUCACACUCCUGAUAACAGCUUCCUGGGCUUCGUGGUGGAGCAGCACCUGAACGCCAGCGACAUCAAGCACAUCGAUGACGUCAAGCGGCAGAACCAGUCGCUCGUCUACGGGAAGGUCGAUAACUUCUGGAAGGAUAAAAAGAAGUACCUGGACAUCAUCCACUCCUACAUGGAGGUGCACGCAACCGUCCACGGCAGCAGCACUGUGCACUUACCCGGCUACGUCAAGAACCACGGCAUCCUCAGCGGACGGGACUUACAGUUCCUGCUCCGGGAGACCAAACUGUUUGUAGGUUUGUCCUUCCCUUAUGAAGGCCCCGCCCCCCUGGAGGCUAUAGCCAAUGGCUGUGCGUUCCUGAACCCCAAGUUCAAUCCACCCAAGAGCAGCAAGAACACGGAUUUCUUCAAGGGAAAGCCCACUCUGAGAGAGCUGACUUCACAGCACCCGUAUGCUGAGGUGUACAUCGGCCAGCCUCACGUCUGGACUGUGGACAUUGAGAAUCCAGGAGAGGUGGACAGAGCAAUCAGAGCCAUCCUCAGUCAGAAGAUUGAGCCCUAUCUGCCGUAUGAGUUCACCUGUGAGGGGAUGCUGCAGAGGCUCAACUCCUUCAUCGAGAACCAGGAUUUCUGUCACGGUCAGGUGAUGUGGCCUCCUCUCAGCGCUCUGCAGGUGAAGAUGGCUCCGGCAGGUAAAUCCUGCAAGCAGGUAUGUCAGGAGGAGCAGAUGAUCUGCGAGCCGUCCUUCUUCCAGCACCUGAACAAGGACAAGGACCUGGCCAGGUUCGGUAUAGAGUGCAGGACGGUGGAGAGUGUCGGGGACAUCGUGGUCCCUGCGUUCAGCGAGACAUCGCGUCACUGUGUGCUGCAGGCUGAUCUGCUGCUGUUCAGCUGUGCGGGCGCUCACUCUUCACUCCAGCGCAUCUGCCCCUGCAGGGACUACAUGAAGGGCCAGGUGGCCCUGUGCAAAGACUGCUUAUAACACACACACGCACACACACACACACACACACACACACAUUCCAGUGUUUCCCCUUUAGCUCUGGGUCCGGGUCCCAUCGUUUUAGUGUCUGUUUUCCUAUAGAACUGAGUAAAUUUAUACAGUCCAUGUACAAUACCCAGAUGCUGACAUUUUAGUGGUUAAUUACUGUUUAUUGUGAGCAAGCAAACUGCAAAAUAUUUAUUUGUGAUGCACUUUGUUAGGCAAAAAUUUCAAAAAGAAAAUAUCUUUAGGAAAACUCAUUUAAUUCAUUUUGCUUUAAACAUGAACAGAGACCUAGUGGCUUUGGUAAGGCCCACUGGUAAAGCUGUUUAUGAGCGCCUACUGAUUAGUGCUUAAAUUCACAAAUUAGUAAUAAACUCACCUCAGUGUUAGGCUUAUUUUCCUCUAGGCGCCACCUUUUGAGAACUAUAGGGUUCUAGAACUCGGCUGAAAGAGCAAUACAACAGAAGCCGUCUGAUUGCCAAUUACCGUUAAUGAACAAUUCCCAAUAAUUACCAAUUACUAAUAAUUACAAAUUCCCUUUAAUUACCAAUUACAAUUAAUUACCGAUUAUUAAUCAUUUUAAAUGGCUGCUAAUUUUCAAUUCCCAAUAAUUACCAAUAAUUGUAGAAUUCCAAUCAUUACCGACAGCCAGUAUCUGGGAAUUCCCCAUAAUUACCAAUUAUCCAUAAGUACCCAUUUCCAAUAAUUACAGAAUUCCAGUCAUUACAGAUACCUAAUAUCUGCCCAUUACCAAUAACUACGGAUUCCCAAUAAUUACCCAUUUCCAAUAAUUACAGAUUCCCAAUAAUUACAGUUUCCAAUAAUUACAGAUUCCCAAUAAUUACAGUUUUCUAAUAACUACAAUUUCCCAAUAAUUACCCAUUACCAAUAACUACGGAUUCCCAAUAAUUACCAGUUUCCAAUAAUUACAGAUUUCCAAUAAUUACCAAUUUCUAAUAACUACAAUUUCCCAAUAAUUACCCAUUACCAAUAACUACGGAUUCCCAAUAAUUACCAGUUUCCAAUAAUUACAGAUUCCCAAUAAUUACCAGUUUCCAAUAAUUACAGUUUCCAAUAAUUACCAGUUUCCAAUAAUUACAGAUUCCCAAUAAUUACCAGUUUCCAAUAAUUACAGAUUUCCAAUAAUUACCAAUUUCUAAUAACUACAAUUUCCCAAUAAUUACCCAUUACCAAUAACUACGUAUUCCCAAUAAUUACCAGUUUCCAAUAAUUACAGAUUCCCAAUAAUUACCAGUUUCCAAUAAUUACAGUUUCCAAUAAUUACCAGUUUCCAAUAAUUACAGAUUUCCAAUAAUUACCAGUUUCCAAUAAUUAAAGAUUUCCAAUAAUUACCAAUUUCUAAUAACAAUUUCCCAAUAAUUACCCAUUACCAAUAACUACGGAUUCCCAAUAAUUACCAGUUUCCAAUAAUUACAGAUUCCCAAUAAUUACCAGUUUCCAAUAAUUACAGAUUCCCAAUAAUUACCAGUUUCCAAUAAUUACCAGUUUCCAAUAAUUACAGAUUUCCAAUAAUUACCAAUUUCUAAUAACUACAAUUUCCCAAUAAUUACCCAUUACCAAUAACUACGGAUUCCCAAUAAUUACCAGUUUCCAAUAAUUAAAGAUUUCCAAUAAUUACCAGUUUCCAAUAAUUACCAGUUUCCAAUAAUUACCAGUUUCCAAUAAUUACAGAUUUCUAAUAACUACAGUUUCCCAAUAAUUGCCCAUUACCAAUAACUAUGGAUUCCCAAUAAUUACCAGUUUCCAAUAAUUACAGCUUCCAAUAAUUACAGUUUUCUAAUAAUUACCACUUUCUGAUAACUACAAUUUCCCAAUAAUUACCAGUUACCGAUAUGCAUCAAUUUCCAGUAAUUAGUGAUUCCCGAUCAUUACAGAUAGACACUAAUUAGCAACAUGCCCUAAUUAGAAACUUCAACUGAAUUUUUUUUUUUUUUUUCCCCAAGAACACCAACCACCGUUUUGAACAGUCACUAAUUACUGAAUAAGCAUGUACGUGCUAAUAGUUUUUAAUUCUCCGUCCUAGACCUUGACGUUUAAGUUUGUUCAAAGUGUCUGUGACAAAUAUCAUCAGCGAGUGCUGUUGCGUUUGUUUAGCUUUUGUAAAGGCCAGACUGAUAUUAAGGGGAAACACUGCACACAUGCCCAAAGCCGAAGCUUGGGUUUCUCACAAGGCUUUACAUGUCAGAGCGACUGAUCAAUUGUGAAAAAGGGGGGAGGGGAGGUGGGGGAGGGGGGGGGCGUAUGGACAAAUACAAAAGAAAGGCCAGCCUGAACAAGUGCUGAACUGUUCUCCGAAACGGCCUGAAAUACUUGAAGGAGGCGCGCAGGUAUACGGAACUCGUCACUGCCCCCUGUGUGUGUGUAGGAGACACUCCAGCGUCGCACUGUUAGAUUUUAUUCUAUUUUAUUUAAUCCUCUCCGUCCCUCCUAUCUCCUGUUCAUCGCGGGACCAACGUGCCCAGGAAGGAACUUUAUUAAAGCGCCAGAGGAAAAGAAAACAAACAAAACCCAAGGUCAGAAACUCUUCAACCCUGCGUGUGGAGGAUUUUCUAUUCAGACUGCCUGCACUGCAUUUACGUGUACAUAUGAAUUUUAAAUAGAAGUAAAUGUGUUGCAGCGUACCCACAACAGCACACGCACAGUCAUUUUCCUGGCCUUCGCUGUUUUGUGGCCUGCUUUUAGCAAACAACGAGAACACAUUCUGAUCCUCACUACAGGCUACACACUCCCAGAAUGAAGUCCUCCAAAAUUUCAAUAUCAUAUAUUGAAAUCACUUGGAAAUGACAUUAGCUAUUACAGAUGUGUUGGUUAAGUUCCUGCAGCUCAUCUCAAAACUCAUGUACAAUACUCUAUGCUAAAAAAUCACCUGACGUUCCCCCUCCCCCUUCCUUUCACUCUCGGAUUCUUCAUUUGCCUGCAGAAUUGUACGCGUCAAAUAUUUCUUUCCUGAGUGAAAGUGCACUACGCUAGCCUAUAUACUGAAAAAACCAGAUGUGACGACACUGUACAAUUGUUCAUGAGGGGUUUUUUUUUUGUUUGUUUAUUUUGUAUACAAAAUAAUGUGAUUUUUUAAAAAAAAAAAAAUUAUUUUAUUUAUAGAGUGUUUUUGUUUAUUUUUUCUUUCUUUCUUUCUUUCUUUCUUUCUUUUUUGCUUUACAGAGGGAAAUAUUAUUUAUGAUAAGUUAAAAGUGUGUUUGUGUGCAUGUGCUUGUCCAGGACAAAACGCGUAUGACGUCGAAGACAAAGUUAUAACCGCACAAUCGGUCAGAUCGUCGUCUUUAAUAUUUAUUUCAUUAUUAUGGCUGACAAUACACUGGAAUGAUUCGAAAUAGUUAUUAUUUGCAGCAUCCCUUAAAAGGUGCUGAGAGAAAGAGAAAAUUAUAUAUUUUUUUUUCUCUCUCUCUUUUUUUCAGCAUAUAUAUAUGUGUGUGUGUGUGUGUGUGUGUGUG
Ictalurus furcatus (blue catfish) is the source of this 6038-nucleotide messenger RNA. It is a transcript of the gene mgat5, whose product is annotated as alpha-1,6-mannosylglycoprotein 6-beta-N-acetylglucosaminyltransferase. Gene Ontology annotation, molecular function: alpha-1,6-mannosylglycoprotein 6-beta-N-acetylglucosaminyltransferase activity. The coding region runs from base 334 to 2565 and encodes 743 amino acids. NCBI's taxonomy places the organism in Eukaryota, Metazoa, Chordata, Actinopteri, Siluriformes, Ictaluridae. Gene Ontology annotation, biological process: protein N-linked glycosylation. The record is from RefSeq and is a predicted model, not a curated record. Gene Ontology annotation, cellular component: Golgi apparatus. The transcript has 17 exons.